Phlebotomus papatasi is the source of this 2454-nucleotide messenger RNA. Its product is annotated as actin-87E. Gene Ontology annotation, biological process: mitotic cytokinesis. NCBI's taxonomy places the organism in Eukaryota, Metazoa, Arthropoda, Insecta, Diptera, Psychodidae. The transcript is spliced from 3 exons. Bases 879 to 2009 code for a protein of 376 amino acids. The record is from RefSeq and is a predicted model, not a curated record.
UUGGAAAAUACAUACACUCACGGAAAAAUUCACUUUUAGCCUUUUCCCCCUUCGCGCGCGCCUUUUCAGGGUAAAAAUAACACUUUUUUUUUCUUCAACGACGAUUUUAGAUGAUUCUUCUUGCCACAGAAGCAAUUUAUUGUGUAUAGUUUUCUACAUAUUUUUUUUUUGUUGCUCAUCAACUUUUAAUUGGAACAUGUGUAUGUAUGUUCGGAUGAUCGAAAAGAAUAUUGCUCAAGGGGGCUCAAAGGGUGUGGAAUUUUGUGACCAGAUAUGGUAUGGAUGGUUGGAUGAGAGAGGAAAUCCGACACAGAAUUGUGUCUGAAGGGUUCAGGGAAUGGUUUUGGGAUGAGGAGAGGUGGUCAAGGGAUGGGAAUUCGCGCGGGAAAAUGUCAAAGUGAAACAGUGCAGAAAUGCAUGAAAUGAGGUGGAAUUUGACGGAAGUGAUCAAUUAGUGCAGAGGAUGUGGGGGUGUCAGGAGAGGUGUUGAUUGAGAAAAAAGUGUCUACACAUCUUCCCGCUAAUAUGCCGUAUUUCUCAGUUUUUACGAUCAAAUAUGGUGCUGUAUCGAACAGAAUAGUUAGUAUUCUGCAUCUCUUUUCCGUGGUGCCGAUCCAUGUAUGGGAUGCUCAGUUGAGGAUUCCUAUGGCUUGUGCGCUGCUUGUGUGUGUUUUUGUCUAUUUCGGUCGGCGACGGUGGCAUCGGGAUGCCACACCAGGCCAGACCCGAUCAAAAGAUCGGCUCCACCGACGCAAAGCAUAUAAAUAUUGCCAUAGGGACAAUCCAGAGCUCACUCGCAGUUCUGCAGUUCAGAGGCUGACACAGUGCCCGAUUUUAAAUUCUAGUGCUAACGGAAGACCCAAAAACAAAUCUCCAAAAUGUGUGACGAUGAGGUUGCGGCUUUAGUGGUGGACAAUGGAUCCGGUAUGUGCAAGGCUGGUUUUGCUGGAGAUGACGCUCCCCGCGCUGUCUUCCCAUCCAUUGUCGGUCGCCCAAGGCAUCAGGGUGUGAUGGUCGGUAUGGGUCAGAAGGACUCCUAUGUGGGUGAUGAGGCCCAGAGCAAAAGAGGUAUCCUCACCCUGAAGUACCCCAUUGAGCACGGUAUCAUCACCAAUUGGGAUGAUAUGGAGAAGAUCUGGCACCACACCUUCUACAAUGAACUGCGCGUCGCUCCUGAGGAACACCCAGUGCUCCUCACAGAGGCCCCACUCAAUCCAAAGGCCAACAGAGAGAAGAUGACCCAGAUCAUGUUUGAGACCUUCAAUGCCCCAGCCAUGUAUGUUGCCAUCCAGGCUGUGCUCUCCCUGUACGCUUCCGGUCGUACCACUGGUAUUGUCCUGGACUCUGGUGAUGGUGUCUCCCACACUGUUCCCAUCUAUGAAGGUUAUGCCCUUCCCCAUGCCAUCCUCCGUCUCGACUUGGCCGGUCGCGAUCUCACUGACUACCUCAUGAAGAUCCUGACUGAGCGCGGUUACUCAUUCACCACUACCGCUGAGCGAGAAAUUGUCCGUGACAUCAAGGAGAAGCUCUGCUAUGUUGCCCUGGACUUUGAGCAGGAAAUGGCUACUGCCGCUGCUAGCACAUCCCUGGAGAAAUCCUAUGAAUUGCCUGACGGUCAGGUCAUCACCAUUGGCAAUGAGCGCUUCCGUUGCCCCGAAUCUCUCUUCCAGCCAUCUUUCCUGGGUAUGGAAUCUUGCGGUAUCCACGAGACUGUCUACAACAGCAUCAUGAAGUGCGAUGUGGACAUCAGGAAGGAUCUGUAUGCCAAUAUUGUCAUGUCUGGUGGUACCACCAUGUACCCUGGUAUUGCCGAUCGUAUGCAGAAGGAAAUCACUGCUCUGGCUCCAUCCACCAUCAAGAUCAAGAUCAUUGCUCCACCAGAGCGCAAGUACUCUGUCUGGAUUGGUGGUUCCAUCCUGGCUUCCCUCUCCACCUUCCAGCAGAUGUGGAUCUCCAAGCAGGAAUACGACGAAUCCGGUCCCGGAAUUGUCCACCGCAAGUGCUUCUAAAUUUGCACUUUGCAUCCAUAUCCACCAUCAAACCCCCCCAAAACAAACCUUCUCAACCAUCGCCCCAAAUCUCACACAUCGAGCCAAAAAGAAAACGAGAAGAGAGAGGAAGAAAGAGAGAGAGGAGGGAAGGAGUUUAAGAUCAAGAGGAUAGGAAGAUUCAUCUAUUUAUUUUUCUAUUUCUAAUUUGUCAACUUAAGUUUAAAGAAAAAGAACUAAAAACCGUUUUUACCACCCAAAAAAAAAGAACAACCAUCCCCCACAUUAACAUCCCUGUGGGCACGACGUCAUCCUUCAAAGACUGCAUUUCAACAACAUCAACGCAAAGAAUGUCAAGUUUGAAGAAAGAAAAAAAUAUAUCUUAAAUAAAAAAAGGAGAAAAAUUUGAUCAUGUGAUUGGUAUUAUGUAAAGAAAUGAAUUGAAAUAAUAACGAAAAACAAAUUA